AAUAAGUAGUGAUUGUUGUGCAGUGUACUAUGCACCUAUGUUAAUUUGUGUGUGUUGCAAUGGAAAAAGACGAACAAUUUCUGCAUGGAUACUUUGUUUUUGUGUCACAGCUGUGUUUUGAUAAAGCAAAAGAGCAUGUGGAAAAGGAAAAGGAGCAACAAUCAAUCUAUGAUACUGCUACAUGGAAUGCCCUCCUUCAUCAGUUAUUGCAAAUUGCUUUAGCUGAAAAAUCAUACAUGGAAAUUGGAUUCCUACAGAAUAAGAAUAAAGGAUUUCUUAGAAAAGAUAAUUCAUUGCAAGCAGUCUAUGACACAAUUAACUUUGACUUGAAACGAAUUGAAGAGCUGUGCAAGAAUAAUGGAUGUGAUAAAAGGGUGCAGAAUCAUUGUCUUAACAUUGAAGAGUUUCUGUCUGCCAGAUCCAAGUUAAUGCAUUUUUAUGAGCAAAUAUUUUUGUGCAACACAUCCAAGACAAAGUUCAAUGAAUUCCUACAAAACAUUGAGCUGUUAACCCAAAGAAGUGUUUUGCAAUUUGCUGACAUUAGCUUAACACCAAUGAAAGCUGCUUUCAGUUUAGAAUGUGCCAUCUUGGAGCAAUUAUUUCGCUCACUGAUGGAAUUACAAAGAUUGCAGUUUUUGCCAUCUUUGGCUCAUAUUCAUGGUGCUCAUACAAGACUGCAGGCAUGGGAGGCUACAAAAAUUAAAAACCGCGAGGUUCGUAAAUUGGGUUUUAUUAAAACAAAUUACUUACCUGCUCUAUUCCAAUGGCAUUUAAACUUCAAGGCUGCUGUUCUGAGCAAAUUCAGUUUGUUCUUCCAUGAUACUUUGUCUUCCCAAACUGCCUCGAAUGAAAUGAGGCAGUUAUGUGCUAAAUUACAGUAUGACUACUACAAUAAAAUGCAACAAUUCCAGAAGCGAUAUGAUGCGGGUGCUGUUUUACUUCUUUCUGAUAACCAAGUUAGUUGUGAUACUACAGCAUAUGAUUGUUUUCCAAUUAUUGUAUCAUGUCCACCUCGGCCAUCAUCGCAAGUUGAUUUAAUCCUAAAAAUGAUAAUGGAUGUGCCGGCGGAGGUAACAUCCUCCGAUGUGAUUUACAAAUACAGUUCGCAAGAGAAGCUCACAUGCAUUUACAGCGUCGUCGAACCAAACAUUUACCUCAUAUGUUUAUUCGAUGGCAAGAAAACGGAAAAAGACGCGCAUAUUAGUAACUUUCUCAACGAAACCUGCCAAAAUUUACGCUGCACGAAAGUUUUUGCUAGCUUAAAAACUCUUUCUAAAUAAAUUUUAUCCGUACUAUAUUUUAUACAUUUGGAAUUUUCUAGAUCAAAUGUGUUUCAUUUGUUUUUAUAUUUGACAUUGUGUAAUCAAGUAGGCUUUGCAGAAAAUAAAUUUUGACGUUUGUUUAGUACAAAAA
Molecule: messenger RNA, 1413 nt
Organism: Dalotia coriaria
Lineage: Eukaryota; Metazoa; Arthropoda; Insecta; Coleoptera; Staphylinidae
Product: KICSTOR subunit 2-like
Exons: 7
Coding region: 60-1280 (406 amino acids)
Biological process (GO): cellular response to amino acid starvation; protein localization to lysosome; cellular response to glucose starvation
Cellular component (GO): KICSTOR complex
Source: RefSeq, a predicted model, not a curated record